Exophiala spinifera is the source of this 2004-nucleotide messenger RNA. RefSeq lists its product as uncharacterized. The record is from RefSeq and is a predicted model, not a curated record. Bases 1 to 2004 code for a protein of 667 amino acids. Lineage: Eukaryota; Fungi; Ascomycota; Eurotiomycetes; Chaetothyriales; Herpotrichiellaceae. The transcript has 2 exons.
AUGACCACUCUUCUCGGAGUGGUUUUAUUGAUGUCAGUCGUGGCUGCGAACAACUGCAGCAUCGAGCCCAUUUAUGUCGACUUUCAUAAUCGAGCAGUCGAUGGCGGAAUUACGUUCCAAUAUGGGCUUUUCACAGGAAUCGGUAGCCCGAUCUCACAAAACCUAUCUCAGUGGCCGUCAUUAUCACACAAUGAGACGACAGUAGGAAGUUUGGACUAUUGUACGAACAGUCAAUUCCAGAACUGCAACAAUCAAAGCCACGGCUUUUAUUCGCCAGACCUCUCAGAUGCGUACUCGUCCGCAGCAUCUUAUCAGCGACUCGACCAGCUGGGAUCAAUACCCGCCACCGUCGUCGAGACUGCUUUCGACACCUUCAAUCUCUUCACUCACUAUUUCGAUCCGUCACCUCCAAACAUCACCAAAAUCUCGAACUUUCCCAUCACAGUGCUCUCGAAUUACUCCGCGAAAACGACACCAUGGUUCGGUCCCGCCGGUCUGGUCGGCCUUGGCCCUUCGAGCACUCUUCUCCGCCAUCUCUAUGACCUCAAGCUAAUCUCUUCUCGCUCAUUCGGCCUCUACACGGGUGCUGCAUACGCUCAGUCCAAUGGAGCCAUGAACGGCUCGUUAACACUCGGGGGAUGCGACUCUGGACGUUUUGGGGGAAACGUAUAUAACUUCACCAUCGUCGAGCCGAACCCUGAUGCGGACCACAGUCCUUUUAAAGUGCUUGUCACGCAGAUGAUGCUCGAUACUGGAAAUGGGAGCAAGACAGAACUUCUGGACGGAUUCGAUGCCUACAUCACGACAUCACAAUACCCACUCAGUCUUCCAGCCGGCGUCACCAAGAAGCUGGCUGACAUUACUGGAGCCAGUCCUUCGAAUGAUGCACUCGACGUUCUUCGUCUUCCAUCUGAUUUCGACGGCACUUUGACCAUCACGCUUGAAGGUGGAUUAAAUCUCACUUACAACUCUGAAUGGCUCCGCAAUAUAUCCAAUAACUCACCUAUCUCUGCCGCCCCUCUGUCCACCUCUUCCGGCAACAGCACAGCCACCAGCCCCAGCCUUCUGGGUUCUGCAUUUUUGUCCAACGUUUACUUCAUGGCAAACUACGACUCACACCCACCAACAUUCCAACUGGCCUCUGCCCUCCCGCAAGGACUGUACGUUCAAACCAAGACCCUUUGUCCCAACACCGUGCCCGUUGCGGCAAAGGCAACCAAGAUCUCCUCCUUCGGACGCGCCGGUCUCACAGGCGCCAUCGUCGCCAGCGUACUUGGCGGCAUCGGUUUCAGUUUUGCAUGCUUCUGGUGCUUUCGGAAAUACAUGCGACGUCGAAUGCGCAAGCGCGCUUCCGAGGCGGCGACGGCUGCUGCUUCAAACAAGUCUCUCGACGGUACAAUAAACGUCAAGGGCAAAGGUGAUAGCUCCUCGUCUCUGUCCGACGACGACGAGCGUGACAGUGCAGAGAUGACGACAUUCCCACUCGACUUCAACUCGCAAUCGCACCAGGCCUACCAAACGUACCUGGUUCGUCAACAACAGAGCAACCAAGGCAGGUCACACCAACACCAUCUGUCCAACACCUCGGAUGCCCGCGCGCAAGAAUACUUGCGCACCGUCGACGACGCGUACGGCGGCACCGCCCCGCUGACCCCCGCGACAGGUGUGCCUCUGCUCCUCGCCCAACAACCGGUCGGGGAAUCAUUCGCGCUCUCGCACAUCCAGACACGCACGCCGACCGUCUCUACUCACCCGCCUCUGCAGAGCCACGCGCACUCCCAGGUUCAGACGCGCUUGUAUCCUCCUCCCCUUGCGCCCAUGGGGGAGACCGACGCGCCGCAGCGCCGCACGAGCCACGAACACGCGCGCAGGCAGGAAAUCGGGUUGAAUGUGCAGACGGAGUUUGCGCCCCCGCCGAAAUCAAGCUCCGCCGUGGGCAACCGACGCAAGAAGGAGAGCAUGUUGAGAAAGGUGUUUCCUCCUCCGCCACAGCCGGGCUCUUGA